AGGGGGGGGGGGGGCAAUUUAAUAGAUUUUAAGCAUCUUGCGCAAAAGGAUUCAACGUAAAGGAACGGGUAAAUUACUAGCCCAAUUCAGUGAGAGCUGUCCACAGCGUGCCACUAACAUUUUGUACAGUUUACAGGAGGUAUUACCGGCAGCUUCACCAACAAGGCCUAUAUUUGUUCAUGUAGGAUCUCCAGUAUUGCUACAAUAUCGUUCGAAUUUGACAAAAAAAUUGAACUCUCUCGAUGCGUACAUUACAAGUUACGUGAAAUUGAAUUAGGCUACAACCACUUGUACUUAAUGCUGUAUGAAAUACAGAACUGAAUAAAUGCCACAGAAAAAUUAUUAUGUGGAACAUACAAACCAGACGAAUAUAUGAACUUGCAAAAAUAACGAUUGCUGUAAACUAAGUGGAGUUACGGAAUAUUUCUGUCUUAGGAGCAAGAUAAUGCAGGCUAUAUACUGUAAUAAAUGAAUCUCAUUUCAUAGCAAUUACAAGGAGUAACGUAUUGGGCUGGUGUAUCCACUGGUAUUAAGUAGAUCAUCAAAAGACAAAUCUGUUCAUGUCGUAGCAGGAGAGGCAUUUAAUAUGUCUUGAAGUAAUGAGAUAAAAUAGUAAUAAAUAACAAGUGAUGACGUUAAAAAUCUUGGUUUAACCACCAUGGUUUUCUCUCUGUGGCCAACUUGGGCAAAGCUGCUGGCAAUAACAUUUAAAGUCUUGUGUAAGUAAGUGCUUUGCCACUAGUGUUAGUAUUGUUGACAUGAGAGUACAAUUUUAAAAAUCGAGAAAGAAAGAAGAUAGCAAAAUUAUAAAGCACACGAAACAGUUUUACACAUCAUUGUGCUGGUAAUAAUCUGAAGCAAUUAAUGUGGCAUGAAUUGUUAUGCCACAUGUAUUGUAGUUGUGCUAUGUGUAAAGUUUACUCAAAUUGUGCAGCAGUUGAUUUAAAUUUUAAGUGAUAUGGAUUUCCAGACACAAGAAAUAUACGGAUAAUUUGAAAAUAAGAAAUACAAAAAUAACUUUGUGUCUCUGUGGGUAAUGUCAAACAGUUCAGAAAUUCUUUGAGCAGUUUACACAAUUUUCUUUUUUGGUAAUGUUCUGUAUGUACAAGAAACGCUAAAUUACAAUUUGAUUUCAAUUCUUAAACUGUAGUGCCCUCUUUUGACUGGGUAAGCUGGAUCCUGACUCAGGGGGGAAAAAAGGCGAUACUACAUCAAUUAGAUGGACCUGUAGUGAUUUCUGCAGUCGGUAUAGUCAUUCUUAACGAGAACAGCAAUUCACCAGUAUUCAAGAUCUGACAGGUUGCUGGAAACUUCCGUCCUACAUAUUUCAUUACUGUGGAUAAAGCAGUCACAACAUGGAAGUAAUAAUUUUUCAGUUUGUUUGUUUGGUAGUUCUUUUUGUCAUUAUGACUGUAAGUGGGUCAAUACCUAUAGUCAUUAUAUGGAGGCGCAAGAAUGCUCAGUUAAGUGACAUUGCUGGCACAUUAAUAUCUGUAAGCAACUGUGUUGCUGGUGGUGUUUUCAUGGGGAUGUGUUUUUUAGGACUAUUUCCGUUUGUCAAGGAAAAGUUUAGAGAUGUUAUGGAAAAAAUGAAGCUGUCAACCACUUUCCCAAUAGCAGAGUUUGUCAUUGGCAUUGGCUUUUUCCUUAUUCUAACAUCAGAACAAAUUUUGAUCUCUAAAAAGAAAUUAAACUCAGCUCCUGUCAAGAAUUCAGCUCACACAUUUGUUGCUAGUGAUGAUGAUAAACAUGAAGAUGAAUCUCAUCUUGGACUUCUGGAAGCAGAGGCCAAUGAAAAACAAACUGACCAUGAGUUGCAAAAUGAUGAUAAUACGGAGCUUCAGCUAAGUGUAAGUGGUCAUUCACAUCUGGACACAAUACUUGUGACAGACAACACUUCUAAUCAGCGUAGUUUUAUGUUGUUACUCGCUGUUAGCAUACACUCACUGUUUGAAGGGAUUACAUUAGGCUUACAAACUGACAUGGUGAAACUCUUGCAUUUGUUCCUUGCAGUUUUAAUUCAUGAAGUACUCGUCGUACUCGCACUGGGUGUUAACAUAGCAAAGCGUAAUCUGGGCGUAACAAAAAGCUUUAGGUAUAUUCUGAUGGCCACUGGAAGUAUACCUGUUGGAAUGAUUGUAGGACUCCUUAUUGGAACAGCACCAGGCUUAUUUGGCAGUGUACUUUCAGCCUGUCUGCAAGGCAUUGCAGCAGGGAUUUUUAUACAUGUAACAUUUAUGGAAAUUAUGCCAGAAGAGUUUGUGAGGAAUAAGUAUCAACUGUGGAAAGUAUUAUUUUUUUUCAUUGGAUUCAUGUUAAUGGCAGUAGUGAGUUUCUUUUUAGAUAGUUACAAAUAAAGAUCCAUGUUCAUUUCGGAUAUUGAAGAAGAGGAAUAAUUUUCCGUAUAUUUGUCAUAUUUUGACAGUCUGCUUUCAGUGUGACUUAUUACACUUUGAUUUGAUGAAGACUGAGGAAAUAGUUCCUUGUUGUUAAUGCGUUGAAAAACAGUAUUUAUUAUAUA
Molecule: messenger RNA, 2521 nt
Organism: Schistocerca nitens (vagrant locust)
Lineage: Eukaryota; Metazoa; Arthropoda; Insecta; Orthoptera; Acrididae
Product: zinc transporter ZIP3-like
Exons: 3
Coding region: 1356-2357 (333 amino acids)
Biological process (GO): zinc ion transmembrane transport
Cellular component (GO): plasma membrane
Molecular function (GO): zinc ion transmembrane transporter activity
Source: RefSeq, a predicted model, not a curated record